CGAUGUCGUUGUUAUUCAUCGUGUCAUCGUUUGAGGAGGAGUUUGAGUAAACAACAAAAACCAGAAGAAGAUCGUGAAAGGAGAAGCAAUAGGAGUCGAUCGGAGCCGUCGAGGGGCCAAUAUCGUUUAUUUCAGACCCAUUUCCAGGUUCCGAAGGGGUUAUUACCAUUGAACAAUUAUGAGUUCGACGUUAAAAAGGCAUAAACAUUUUGAGGAACUGUGUGAAAAGACAAGUGAAGAUAGGAUCAGCAGCUUGCCAAGCAACCUUAUCGGCCACAUACUCUCAUUUCUUCCGACAAAGAAUGCUGUGGCUACUAGUGUUUUGUCAACUAGAUGGAAGGAGCUGUGGACAAUGAUCACCCACUUAUACUUCGAUGAUUACUUAUUGCAUAGCCCUAAACACUUGAACCGAGACCUUGACGCGCUCCGUACUACAUUUACAGAAUUUGUGAAUCGGGUAUUGUUAUUGGGAAGGUUCUCGUGCAUAGACACAUUCAGGUUACACUGUGUUGAAUGCUACAAUGCUCCGGGUGUCAAUUCAUGGCUUGCUUCUGUCUUGACAUGCAAGGUUCAAGAACUUGAUAUUCGUGUCCCUCAAAUGAACUCUAGUUUGUUGCCAAGCAACCUGUUUACUUGCACAACACUGGUGAAGCUAACACUGGAUGAAGAGAUGUGCGGGCCCACAUACCUUUUUAUUGAAGAUUGUGAAGCGGAAGGCUAUGUGGUAGAGAACCUCCACGAGCUCACAAGCGCACACAUUUGUAUUCGAUGCAGCAGGACCUCGGGGAUCCGGCCCCUACAUUACCAUGGUGAUGAUGCGAUAAGUGAUCUUCUGAAGGGGAUGUCCAUAGUUCAAAAGCUACAUUUGUUCACGGAGGCUAAUAAUGACCGACGAAGUGUCCUACCCAUGUUCAGAAAUAUGGACGACUUGGUAUAUGUAAUUAAUCGUGAUGAUAAAUUUGAAACGCUGUUGAAUUUGCUAGAGAGAUCGCCCCACUUGCGCUCUUUGAGAACGGAAUUUUGUUAUGACGAUCGUAAUUAUUCUGAUUACCAGCCUCAGCUUGAAUUUUUGAGUGAACCUUAUCACCCACCCGAACCGGAGCUACUUCAGCAAGUUCCUGAUUGCUUGUUGUUUCAUCUCAAAAUUAUCAAGAUUGUGAAUUUCCAAGGCUAUCACGAGGAAGUGAAAUUGGUGGAGUACCUUCUGAAAAACGCAAGAGUCUUAGAGAAGUUUAUCAUUAGUGGCAAAUCGUGCUUCUUGGAGCGCUACUUGAGGAUGCAUGAAGAUCUUCGAUUCCUACCAAGGGCAUCAAGAUGAUUUGGAUGAAAAUGGAGUAUGAAAAUGAAAUAUGGAGUACAUAUUUCAUUGAAGAAGUUGAUGAAGAUGAUGACUAGCCUUGGUCAAAAGAGAGCAGCUUGCUACUGAAGAAAAAGAAGAAGAAAUUACAGUGAAAUGA
Cuscuta campestris is the source of this 1457-nucleotide messenger RNA. The record is from the annotation of a GenBank genome assembly. Lineage: Eukaryota; Viridiplantae; Streptophyta; Magnoliopsida; Solanales; Convolvulaceae.